GACACUGUUCCGUGGUAAGUCGGCGAAAAUUUUAGUGAGUAAAAUCAUCUUCAGUUUUUUCAUCCGAUUUGUGCCAUCUUAACGAAAAAAGUGUGAAAUUAUAAGAGAAAAAAGGCUCAAGACCCUUAAAACAACUAAAAAAUAAAUAAAAAUGUUUGCCGCCGCCAGACUGAUAGCCCCUGCAGCCAGAAGCGCCAUCCUUAACAAUUCAAAACAGUACCUCAGGCCACUGAGCAGUGCCGUUUCACAGAGCCAAUCCUUGGUUCAAAGUGUACAACAGAACCAACAGAAACAGGCCAGUCUUUUGCCUGCUAUCCGUGGAUUCCAAACUAGCCCAGUUUCCAGAGAUAUUGACUCUGCUGCCAAAUUUAUUGGUGCUGGAGCAGCCACAGUUGGAGUAGCUGGUUCAGGUGCUGGUAUUGGAACAGUAUUCGGCUCCCUUAUCAUCGGUUAUGCAAGAAACCCCAGUCUCAAACAGCAACUCUUCUCGUACGCCAUCUUGGGUUUCGCCCUCUCUGAAGCUAUGGGUCUUUUCUGUCUUAUGAUGGCCUUUUUGUUACUGUUCGCCUUCUAAGAAGGGCAUUUAUUAUAUAAUAAUAAAUUUAAAUAUAACGUACCAUACAUCUUCAUUUUUUUACCGUUUGUACAGUUUAUAUCGCCUCUUUUAAUCACGUUCGACUCUUUUUGUAAGUCUAAUAUUGUUAAAUUCGCGAUGUAAACCAUGCACACAAGUUAGGGCGUUGAAAAAUUGUAAUUAGAACAUUCUAGAACAAGUAUAUGAUUGUGUAUAGAGACUUUGGGCUUACUAUUUAUUUGGGGACAUUCUUUGAGAAUGUUUUUUGAAUCAUAUAUUUGUUUCUGGUUCGUUGGACAAUGAGAUCAGUAAAAAAGAACCACAUAGGUGAAUUAAAGACCAGACUCGUCAUAUAAUGCAUAUUGUACAGAAGUUCAAUAGAAAUCUUCAAUAAAAAUUGUUUAGUUGUGAUUUUUUUCAAUA
This is a messenger RNA of Sitophilus oryzae (rice weevil), 997 nucleotides long. It is a transcript of the gene ATPsynC, whose product is annotated as ATP synthase lipid-binding protein, mitochondrial. The transcript is spliced from 5 exons. Gene Ontology annotation, molecular function: proton transmembrane transporter activity. Bases 152 to 574 code for a protein of 140 amino acids. The record is from RefSeq and is a predicted model, not a curated record. NCBI's taxonomy places the organism in Eukaryota, Metazoa, Arthropoda, Insecta, Coleoptera, Curculionidae. Gene Ontology annotation, biological process: proton transmembrane transport; proton motive force-driven ATP synthesis.